Molecule: messenger RNA, 369 nt
Organism: Prorocentrum cordatum
Lineage: Eukaryota; Dinophyceae; Prorocentrales; Prorocentraceae
Source: the annotation of a GenBank genome assembly
AUGUCCGUCGCGGCAUCCGUGGGGUCAGGGCAACUGGAGCAUGACGUCAUCCCGUGUGAUCUUGAAGCUCGCGCCACGUGGCCGUGGCGUGGGACCGUGCCGGCGCUGAUCUCGGAGAGCAGCUGCGUCGUAGUCGUGUCGCCGCUCAUCUCUCUGAUGCGCGACCAGUGCAUCAAGAUCAACUACACCGUGGGCCAGGGCAAGCGGCGCGUGGCUACGUUUCUGGGCUCCGCACAGGUUGACCGAGAAGAGGAGAGCAGGGUGCUUCGCGGCGAGUACCAGUUGGUCUACGUCUCGCCCGAGAAGAUGAUGUCUGAAGGCUUUCUCGUCGGCCUCCGGGAGAUGGCCGCGCGGGGGGCGCUGAGCUGA